This is a messenger RNA of Anguilla anguilla (European eel), 2177 nucleotides long. It is a transcript of the gene glra4a, whose product is annotated as glycine receptor, alpha 4a. Gene Ontology annotation, molecular function: glycine binding; chloride channel activity; transmitter-gated monoatomic ion channel activity. The record is from RefSeq and is a predicted model, not a curated record. Gene Ontology annotation, cellular component: neuron projection; plasma membrane; synapse. The transcript is spliced from 9 exons. Bases 332 to 1705 code for a protein of 457 amino acids. NCBI's taxonomy places the organism in Eukaryota, Metazoa, Chordata, Actinopteri, Anguilliformes, Anguillidae. Gene Ontology annotation, biological process: nervous system process; regulation of membrane potential; signal transduction.
AGAGAGAGAGAGAGAGAGAGAGAGAGAGUGAGUGAGAGGGGGGGGAGGAAGAGCAACACGAUCAAACACAAAUACACACAAACACACACAUGCAUGCAUGUUCGCUCACAAAGCUCAGAGUGCUCGGAGCAGGAGAGACGCUGUUCUGGAUUGUACACCUGUGAGGACUUAGUGGGAGGAGGGGAAGGGAACUUUGCACACAGAUUAGCCAGGAGCGCUCAGCGAAACGAUGCUCUCCCGCCCAGCUACGCACGCUCCACACUGGAUUUGGUAAUUCCCUCAGUUUACUCCCGCAAAAUUACUCAACGAGGCCGAGAAUCUCAGCCAGAGAAUGCUCUCACAAGUCUUAAGGAUUUUAUAUGUCUUGUCUUUUUGCUUUUUUCAAGACAGCUUCAUAAGACCAGCCUCCUGUAAAGAGGAGAUAAAGUCCGCCGGCAAAACUCCAAAGCACCAAAUGUCUCCGUCUGACUUCUUGGACAAGCUGAUGGGAAGAACCUCUGGGUAUGAUGCCCGCAUCAGGCCCAACUUCAAAGGUCCACCUGUUAAUGUCACCUGCAAUAUUUUCAUCAACAGCUUUGGGUCCAUCACAGAAACAACUAUGGACUACCGGCUGAAUGUGUUUCUACGGCAACACUGGAAUGACCCACGACUGGCCUACAGCGAGUACCCUGACAAUUCUCUGGACCUGGAUCCAUCCAUGUUAGACUCCAUUUGGAAGCCCGACCUGUUCUUUGCCAAUGAGAAAGGCGCCAACUUUCACGAGGUCACCACCGAGAACAAGCUUCUACGGAUCUUCCAGAACGGCAACGUGCUCUACAGCAUCAGGCUCACUCUGAUUCUGUCCUGUCCCAUGGACUUGAAGAAUUUCCCAAUGGACAUUCAGACCUGUUCCAUGCAGCUGGAAAGCUUUGGCUACACCAUGAACGACCUGAUUUUUGAGUGGCUGGAGACAGCCCCCGUUCAGGUUGCUGAUGAUCUGAUGCUCCCACAGUUUGUUCUGAAAGAAGAAAAAGACCUGGGCUACUGCACAAAGCACUACAACACAGGUAAAUUCACCUGCAUCGAGGUGAAGUUCCACCUGGAGAGACAGAUGGGCUACUACCUGAUCCAGAUGUACAUCCCCAGCCUGCUCAUCGUCAUCCUCUCCUGGGUGUCCUUCUGGAUCAACAUGGACGCCGCGCCGGCACGCGUGGGGCUGGGGAUCACCACGGUCCUGACCAUGACCACGCAGAGCUCCGGCUCACGGGCCUCUCUGCCCAAGGUGUCCUACGUGAAGGCCAUUGACAUCUGGAUGGCGGUUUGCCUGCUGUUCGUGUUCGCGGCGCUGCUGGAGUACGCGGCGGUCAACUUCGUCUCGCGGCAACACAAAGAGUUCAUCCGGCUGAGGAAGAAACACCGAAGACAGAGAAUAGAGGAGGAGCUUGUGCGAGAGAGCCGCGGUUUUUACUUCCGCGGCUACGGACUGGGGCACUGCCUGCAGAUGAAGGACGCGGGGGCCGUGGAGGGGGCCACCGUCUUCACCCAGCCGCCCCCGGUGGAGGUGCUGUACGACAGCGAGGCCGUGCGCAAGCGCUUCGUGGACCGCGCCAAGCGCAUCGACACCAUCUCCCGCGCGUUCUUCCCCCUCAGCUUCCUCAUCUUCAACAUCUUCUACUGGAUCACCUACAAAGUGCUGAGGCACGAGGACAUCCACGCCGCCACGUAAGAGGUCUCUCUCGGGCUCGCAGCGCCCGUCUUAAUGCUAUUUGCUCCUUUUACUUUUCCUUCUCUUUUCUUUUUCUUAGAACCAAAACUGCCUGUCAAAUCUAAAACUAAAAAAAAAAAAAAAAAAAAAAAAAUGUAAAAAAAAAUUGGAUAAAGCGUAUAUAUUAAAUGGGAUUUCGGGUGCAUAUUUCCUGCUACUGGGUAAACACAGUGCUGAUGUAUGCUAGACAAACUGAGCUCAGGUGUGACUUACAAGGUGUUGAGGCUAGGAGAACAGAACUCAAAAUCAAACAGAAGCCAUGGGUUUUGACACGUUUGAAACUGCUGUUUGUGAUAGUGUUUUCUUUCUUUUCUUCUCGUCUUAUUUCGGGGCGGAGUACAAAAAAAAAAUGCUGGACUCUACAUGGACUCUGCCGUUUGAGCCACCAGCUGGGAGUGGAGUUUCAAAUUUUGCUCUCAAACUGAUGGAAAAA